AUGGAUGCCCUCAUCGCCAAGGCGGACGCGAUCCGCCCUCUCUCCAAAAAGCGCAAGGCCGGCGCACCUGCCGCGCGCCCAAACCCCAAAGCCGGGCCCUCCACCACGAAGAAGCCCGAGGACGACGCAACAGCGGUCUCGGUCUCCGCGCAUGCCCUCCUGCCGCGCUCCCUGCGCCCUUCGUCGCCCCCGCCAGACGAGGCGAAAAAGUACGGGCAUAUCCAAAACAAGCGCCUUCGCACCCAGCUCUCGCGCCAGUCCGCGCAGAAUGCCCGCAAUAGGCGGCUUGCCAAGGACACAGACCUGCUCCUCAUGGAGGACGCCGGCGCGCUGCAGGUUGAGACGGAGAUCGAGAAGACAUGGAGGGUGGGCCAGAGCGAUAUCGAGAAGGUCGCGGGGGAGCAGGCCUCGCGCGGGCGGCAGGAGUGGAAGUUGGACGGGGGGCCGUACUGCACGAGGUAUACACGGAACGGAAGGCACAUCGCGCUUGUGGGCAAGAAGGGUCAUGUCGCCACCUUCGAUUGGCAAGCGGGCACCCUCCAUACAGAGCUUCAGCUCCGGGAAACAUGCCGCGAUAUCACUUUCCUUCAGGACCACUCGCACUUUGCGGUAGCCCAGAAGCAGUAUGUCUUUAUCUACGACCGCGACGGCGUAGAGCUCCACAAACUCAAGUCCCACAUCGAGCCCACUCGGCUCGAGUUCCUACCUUAUCACUGGUUGCUGGCCAGUGUGGGAAAUGCCGGGUAUCUGAAGUACCAAGACACCUCCACCGGCCAGCUGGUCGUCGAGCACCGCACAAAACUCGGGGCCUGCCACACCAUGUGCCAGAACCCGCACAACGCGGUCAUCCACCUCGGCCACCAGAACGGCACCGUCACCCUCUGGACACCGAACCUCCCCCACCCCGCCGUCCGGCUCCUCGCGCACCUCGGACCCGUUGCGAGCGUGUCCGUUGACCCGAGCUCGGGCGGGCGGUACAUGGCGAGCGCGGGCCAGGACGGCACUGUCAAGGUCUGGGACUGCAGGAGCUGGAAGGGCGCGGUGCGCACGUGGAACCCGCGCGGAGGGUCCGCGAUUCUGGAAUGGAGCCAAAGGGGUGCGCUGGGCGUUGCGACUGGAGGCAGCGUGAACGUCUACAUGAAGCCGGCCAUCCAGAACCCCUUCCCCGGUGUCGUCGCACCCCCGCUGUACCUGACCCACCCCGUCCCGCACCGCCCGCUCACCUCCGUCCGCUUCUGCCCCUUCCAGGACGUCCUCACGAUCGGCCACCAGGCCGGCGUGUCCGGCAUCCUCGUCCCCGGCGUCGGCGAGCCCAACUUUGACAGCUCCGAGGCGGACCCGUUCGAGAACAAGAAGGCGCGGCGCGAGCGCGAGGUCAAGGGCCUCCUCGACAAGAUCCAGCCGGACGCGAUCGCGCUCGACCCGGACUUCGUCGGCAGCCUCGCGCCGCCGCCGAAGCUCAGCACCGCCGUCGACGGUGCGCACGACGUCCCCUUCGCGCGGCUCCCGCGGCACGAGCGGCUGCGCGUCAUGGGCAAGGCCGACGAGACGGAGGAGGCCGACGGCGGCGCGGACGACGGCGACAACGAGGACGGCGACGGAGAGGGCAAGGCGCGGCCGCUGACGAAGGCGGAGAAGGAGAAGCGGAAGAUGCGGGGGAAGAACAAGAGCCUGAAGCGGUACCUCCGCAAGCAACGGAAGAACGUGAUCGACCCGCGGGCGGUCGCGGUGCGGACGAGGCUCGAGCGGGAGAGGGCGGAGAGGCGGAAGGCGAGGGCGGUCGAGAAGGGCGAGGAGGAGCCGCGGAAGCCGUCUGCGCUGGACCGCUUCAAGCGGCCAAGUUAG
Molecule: messenger RNA, 1845 nt
Organism: Epithele typhae
Lineage: Eukaryota; Fungi; Basidiomycota; Agaricomycetes; Polyporales; Epitheliaceae
Product: BING4CT-domain-containing protein
Exons: 7
Coding region: 1-1845 (614 amino acids)
Biological process (GO): maturation of SSU-rRNA from tricistronic rRNA transcript (SSU-rRNA, 5.8S rRNA, LSU-rRNA)
Cellular component (GO): 90S preribosome; nucleolus; small-subunit processome
Molecular function (GO): protein binding
Source: RefSeq, a predicted model, not a curated record